CGGUCCUCGGCCGCGGAUCUUGCGAUCUUUGACACUUUAAAGGAGCGUCGCUGAUGGGCUCCUGAGAGAUUUCACGACCACCUGAAAAAAAGAUGACGAGUUAAUCUCGAUUCCCUGAGAUUCGCGGAUCGAGAGUUUCGAGUCAAGAGACAGUUCGUCUGCGCGAAUAGUUGUUGCAAACAAAAACGAAUCUGCGAGUUCAACAAUUACGAGCGAUCCACAGGGGAGUGGAUCGAAGAGUCGCAGUCACGGGCAACUUGCUGCACUCGACAACGGGUUGGUCGAGAUACCAACGAAUGAUGCACCUAGGUAUCUCGCUCGUGGCUCGUCUCGAAACAUCGUAGGUCGACGACAGGUUUCCAAAUAGGACGAAGGACGCAUCUGCGAGCGCACCCGCGAUGAACAGUGAGACAACAGGUUGAACAUCUUCGAUACACACCGAGCAGCAAUUAACGCGAAGCGCUGACGAUCGGGCGCGCAUCCUCACGGUCGGUCGGACAGACAGACAGGCGGCUGGGACGAAGAUCCCUUCGGAACGAGGAUUUAAUGGCGGUGUUUUGCAGUUAGCCGCCAAUCAGUGCAGCUCGUUUGCAGUGGGGCUCGCAGCAGCGGCCGCCGAGUUCGGCGGAAAUUAUUCCGUCAAGAUCGCAAUCGCGCGCUCGCGCGAGAGCAGCCCGGCCCGGCGAUCAGGUUUCGCCGCGAGAAGAAAUCUCACUCUUCCAGGCGCGCGUUCUCCGUCGCGCUGCGCUGCGCUGCGCUGCGCCGCGCUGCGCCGCGUCGCGCUGGAGAAAGAUCGCCGAGCACUCACCACGAUCCUCGGCUCGAUUCUCGCGAGAGUCGGGACCGGGAGAACUAAUUAUGCGAACUGGUGGGCACUGUGGGCCGCAAAAUGAGACGUGAAACGGCGCCGCGUCGCGUCGCGGGCGGAACAAGAGGAACGCCCUCGCCCACGGGAAGAAGAGGACUCGCGGAAAUCUUCUCGGAGAAGAGGAAUCGAUCCCCAUUGUGAUCGGCAUUAGCGCGAGAGCUAGAGCGGAACGAAGCGAGACACCAGCAGCAGUAGCAGCAGCAGCAGCAGCGGGGUCAUCCCGCCGUCGCCGAGUCGAGCAGAGUCAAGCAAAGCCGCAAUUACCUCUCUUUGGUUUCUAACGACCACGGCUCAUCCCGUUCGAAAAAUGAGAAAGAUGAGGACAACGUGCGGCAACAGUUCACCUGUGGCCCUGCGAUCGCUGUUGGUCGUCGCCGUGGCCGCCGCCUCAACGGUACCGGGGACCUGGAUAAACCUCGGUCUACAACACUUCCCGCAACUGGAAGCGGCGCAGACGAUGGAAACGUACGACGCGGGUGCCUCUACGAUCUGCGGCGGUCUCAAGGGCUUAUCUCAGGGCCAAGGAAAGCUCUGCCAGCUAUCGGUAGAUCACAUGUCCAGCGUGGCCAAGGGCGCGAGGUUCGGCGUCCUGGAGUGUCAGCAUCAGUUCAGCGACAGGCGAUGGAACUGCUCCACCGUGCAAGACGAGUCCGUGUUUGGUCCUAUGCUCCGAAUAGCGAGCAGAGAAACCGCGUUUGUUCACGCGAUCACCGCCGCCGGAGUGGUCUAUUCCAUCAGUCGUUCCUGCCGGGACGGUCAGCUGUCGUCCUGCGGCUGUUCCAGGAGUAGCAGGCCCCGGGACUUGAAUCGAGAUUGGAUCUGGGGUGGAUGCGGGGACAAUCUGGAAUACGGCUAUAAGUUCACGCAGGCGUUCGUGGACGUGCGGGAGCGCGAACGUAGCUUCAAGAGGGGCAGCCGGGAGCAGGGUAGGAGCCUGAUGAAUCUACACAACAACGAGGCCGGUCGCAGGGCCGUCAUCAAAAGGUCCAAGGUGACAUGCAAAUGUCACGGCGUUUCCGGAAGCUGCAGCCUCAUCACCUGCUGGCAACAGCUCGCUUCGUUUCGCGAAAUCGGUGACUUUCUAUUGGACAAGUACGACGGUGCGACAGAGGUCAGGGUCAAUCGGCGGGGCCGUUUGUCGGUGCGCGAUCCGAGAUUUUCUGUGCCCACUGCCAACGAUCUCGUCUAUCUGGACGACUCGCCGAACUACUGCCUUCUGAACGAUACUCUGGGGUCACUAGGUACACAGGGCAGAAUAUGCAACAGGACGUCGUCUGGUAUGGACGGUUGCAAUCUACUCUGCUGCGGCAGAGGGUACAAUACGCAGAAGUCGACCGUCAAAGAGAGAUGCGAGUGCAAGUUCCACUGGUGUUGCUACGUUGAGUGCAAAACCUGCGUGAGGAAUGUCGAUAUCCACUCCUGCAAGUAGAGUGCA
Messenger RNA from Harpegnathos saltator (Jerdon's jumping ant), 2303 nucleotides. RefSeq names its product protein Wnt-5b. Lineage: Eukaryota; Metazoa; Arthropoda; Insecta; Hymenoptera; Formicidae. Bases 1176 to 2297 code for a protein of 373 amino acids. Gene Ontology annotation, cellular component: extracellular region. Gene Ontology annotation, biological process: cell fate commitment; multicellular organism development; canonical Wnt signaling pathway. The record is from RefSeq and is a predicted model, not a curated record. The transcript is spliced from 8 exons. Gene Ontology annotation, molecular function: cytokine activity; frizzled binding.